GCGGGGCAAAGGAGGCGGAGCGUUCUUGUUUCGUUCGAAAAAGAGCUGUCAAGAGUCGAGACUCCCGCGUGAAAGGGGGUGAGUGGAGAUUGGCCUAUCAUGUGACGGGCUAAGAUGGCGGUCUCUACAGAAGGUUCAGACUUGGAAGCCUCAUUGCUGAGUUUUGAAAAAUUGGACAGGGCAUCUCCAGACUUGUGGCCAGAGCAAUUACCAGGUGUUGCUGAAUUUGCAGCUUCUUUUAAAAGUCCAAUCACCAGUUCUCCACCUAAAUGGAUGGCUGAAUUAGAAAAUGAUGAUAUUGACAUGUUGAGAGAGCUGGGAAGUCUCACUACAGCUAAUCUGAUGGAGAAGGUUAGAGGUUUACAGAAUUUGGCAUAUCAGUUGGGACUGGAUGAAUCCAGAGAAAUGACUAGAGGGAAAUUCCUGAACAUCCUGGAGAAACCCAAAAACUACCUAAAUGUGACUGCAGUGGAAGUGUGAAGAAAAAACUAAAGAAGAUAAUAAGAAAGAAACACACUCAUAUGAAGAAAAUGUGUGUCCUGUGCUCAGCUUAAUCAUUUACUCUUUCCUUCAGUUUCAGAUCUCUUAUCUCUUAAAAAAUGUCUAAAGGCAAAAUAAAUUCUCUGUCAUAUCAGAAUCUUCCCAAAAGCAAAAAAUAUCUUUUUAGGCUACCCGUUUUGUAUUAUAUUCAUAGCUCUAGAAAAGAUAUCUUCAAAUUGGAUUUCUCUUUUGGGUAUACAUAGAAGGUGCUUUGUACAGUAUAUAGAAGUAACAAAUUAUAUAUUGAAAAGCCAUGAUUUCUCUUUAAGUCUCCUUCUUUUCCAAAAAUACUUUUAAAAUAGCUGGCUGGCAAGACACCAGGUCAAGGUCUUUUCCUUGUAUUGGUUUCUCUACAAUAAAGUACUGAAUAGGGUUUCCCUGAAACUGGUACUUAGAUUUGUGAGAUAUGGUGACUUGAAGAUAUUGGAGUUGAAAGUGUCAAAUUAGGAAAAGUUGUGCUAGUUACAUUUGGGGAAUUACCAAGCUAAAAUUAAGCACUUUUACAUCCCAUUAAAGUGAUAUUAAGAGUAUCUUCCCCCAUUAUGGAAUAAGCAGAAUUAAGAAAGGCCUAAUUUUGGAUUUUGGCCUGCAAAUGUUUUAAUGAAAACCUUUUUUCUUUGAUGAAAAACAAUAUUAAUAUUGGAUUGUAUAUCAAAAGUUUGAUUUUUAAAAAAAGUUGGCAUCUCAACAAAUCUGAAGUUUUCAACAUGCAUCUGUGUACUGUUCCAUUUACUGGAGCGGUAAUGCAACUUUAGAAAUGAAAGAAUAAAUAUAAGCAAAAAAACAGUAUGCAGUUUAAUAUAUAUUGUAAAUAAUGACCAUUUUCUGUGUUCUGGUAGUUUGUAAAUUAUAUGAGUGAAAUAUUUCUCGUGUACAGCAAAUCAGACGUAUUUCCAUUUUAAAUUAUUAUAUAUAUUGCAUUUUUUCUAGAACAGAGGUUCUAGAUUAGAACAUUCUAAUCGCAUACGAGACAUCAAAUGGCAAUUCACAAAGUUUGCCCUGUAAGGACAUUAAAUUUGCAGACUUUAAGAUUCACAUGCGAAAAUAUUACAUCCAUGCCAAAACUAUAAAUGAUGAUGAACAGUUAGCAAAAAAAUAUUAGGAGCAGGAAAAAAUGUGCUUACUGCUCAGAGAAAAAGUUUGUUUUUCAACAGUAACCUAAUAUUUAUAUUUUUGUUUAGGAAUACUGAAAUGUUACCUUUUUUGUUUGUGGGUUUUAAUAUAUGUUCAGAGUUGAGCAUUUUGAAAUAUCCUAAUGAUUGAAGGAUAAGGGAGGAGAGAUUUUAAAUCUCACAUUAAAAACAAAGUGGUUGACUUUUGAAGUAUUAUCUGUCCAAAAUACAUUUGGAGCCUUGGUUUAUGGGCAACUUAUAGAUAAGAGCCCCACUGCCAGGAUCUGAUUAGUUAACCUCUUUUACAUUUGAAAAUGUUUCCUUUUAUUAUAAAAAUUUGUAAUUCUGAACAUAUACCCAAUUAUUUGUAUAUAUGCUUUAAGUAGAGAUAUUUAUAUUUUUAAUGCAUAGAUAUGUUAAAUAUUUAGUAAAAGUGCCCUACAUCAGUAAUUUGUAUGUUUCAAUUUUGUGCUUUUGAUAGUAAAUAAAAAGUUACAUUUUUAAAACAUUCCUAUGAAAUCUGGACUGUUGAAUCAUACUUCUUAAAUAAAUCCCAGACUGACAUUAUAUAUAUUUAUGUAUUCAGAAUUUCCAUUGGAUUUGAUUAUUAAUAGGAGACACCUUGCUAUCUGUGUAAAGUUUGCUGCAGACAGGUUAAAGUAUCUUCAUUCUUUUAACAAAAAAAUGUAACCAUCUCAAAAAGCUGUUUACUAAUAUUUUUAUUUGCAUUUGAGGUACAAAUAUAUUUUAUAGUUCAAUAUUUUUAAAAGAAUAAAGCUUUGAAAGCAGAAAUAAAAAAAGAAUAAAACUCAA
Ahaetulla prasina is the source of this 2465-nucleotide messenger RNA. RefSeq names its product lin-52 DREAM MuvB core complex component (gene LIN52). Bases 115 to 480 code for a protein of 121 amino acids. Gene Ontology annotation, cellular component: DRM complex. The transcript has 7 exons. The record is from RefSeq and is a predicted model, not a curated record. Lineage: Eukaryota; Metazoa; Chordata; Lepidosauria; Squamata; Colubridae. Gene Ontology annotation, biological process: regulation of DNA-templated transcription.